Molecule: messenger RNA, 1416 nt
Organism: Trachymyrmex cornetzi
Lineage: Eukaryota; Metazoa; Arthropoda; Insecta; Hymenoptera; Formicidae
Gene: Dnaaf3
Product: Dynein axonemal assembly factor 3
Exons: 6
Coding region: 81-1400 (439 amino acids)
Biological process (GO): motile cilium assembly; axonemal dynein complex assembly
Source: RefSeq, a predicted model, not a curated record
AUCCUGAUAAUUGUUAAGUACAUAUAUAACAAUUCUUUGAAAAUGUAUAUUUCGUAAAGUUCAGCAAAUCUUGAAACAAUAUGUGGUGGGGAUAUAGUCAACCGCUAGAUUUACAAGCUGAAGUAAUACAAAUAGAAGACUGCAUUUUAAACAAUCUUGAAGUAUUGAUUGUAGGUUCUGGUGAUGCACGGCAUAUCGUGAAAACGCUAGCUUCAUCUUACACACAUCCUGCUCGAACUAUAACAUAUCACAUUAUCGAACCGACUUUGGAGCAAGUUGCUAGAUCGAUACUUUUAUUAAGCCUUUGCUUAGAAAAAGAUUUGGGACUGCAAGAGGCGACGCGAUAUUAUUUGGAGAUUUUAGGGAACACUCUUUUGAGACCGGCUACGGCUAAAUAUUUAGCAAAAUGCACUAAACAACUGAUCGAUAUUCCGACCCGCACUGUUGAGUGUCCAUGGUUAUCGUUAGAAAAAUUUAAGCACAAGGAUAGGGAUAAUUUGGAAUCUAUUUUUAAAUUUUGGGCACGUGCAACAUGUGAAGGAGUUCCCAUUGUGAAUUAUUGGGAUCACAGAAUCAGGAAGUUAUUGAAAACGAGAUAUGACUACAGAGAAGGUGUUUUUGAUUGGGAUUAUCAUAUGAUUUUAAAGCCCAGAUGUACCACUAAUCUUACUGUACAAGAAUAUAGAUUUUGGAGAAAUAAUGGAAUAGCUUUUACAUGGCUCGAAGGUGAACCAGUUAGAAGCAAUCCAACUCUGUUGAAUAAUAUAAUUCAACUUGGACCUAGUUUUAUACAUUAUGCAUACUUGGGAGACAUUGUGAAUGGUCCGUUUUUUACAUGGGCUGCUGUUGGAAACACCGAAGACAAACGUAGGGCAACUGACAUUGCUGAACGUGAGAUAAUGCGUGCAAUUUAUGAAAUAAGAACGAAAGAGCCACUAUGUGAAGAUCACGUCGGUGCUCAUAGGGAUGUCUCAAUUUUAAAUGGCAUUAUAAUGAGCGAAAUGCCGGAUAUUGAAAUGGAAAACGAAUCCUGGAUAGGUACUGGAGAUAAAUCUAAACAAGAUAAAAAGAUUUCUUGGAUGGAAGUACCAAAUCACAAGAUAAUAUUUCAUCCUAUAACGUCGCUGGAGUCUCUCAAGUCUAAAUGCGAAUAUAUAAAUAGGUUCCAUCUGAUUUGGGUGGCGCAUAAUAUGACAAAACAAUUACCAAAUUUGGUACCAUUGAUAUCUGCUGAUGCACCGAUGAUUGUGGAAUUGCGCAAACAUAUGGCAGAUCUUCGCAAAGAGGAUUUGCAAGACUUUACUAAAGAAUUGAAAGAGAUCGCGCGGACGAAUGGACUUCGUUCACUCUACGACUUCGAUUCUAAUGCACAUACUUUUGCUCGUUUUUGCAAAAAUUAAAUCUUUGAAUAGUUAA